AUGUUUAUCGACGGCCACACGCCCACGUACACCGCAGUAGACGAAAAUAUUGAGGUUCAAGACGAAGAAGAUGAGCCUCCAGAACCCGUCCAAAUACUUGAACAGGUCUCUUCCUUUGACGAGGUGAUUGUCUGGGGCCACGAUAGGUUACCAGCUUUGGAAGAUCCAUAUGUGAAGGGCAUCGAAGAAUGGAUAUCGUUCGCCCAAGCCAUCCAUGGAAAAUCCUCUCACCAAGGCCAGUCCCCGGCAUGA
This is a messenger RNA of Rhinocladiella mackenziei CBS 650.93, 252 nucleotides long. RefSeq lists its product as uncharacterized. Gene Ontology annotation, biological process: RNA catabolic process. The transcript has 2 exons. NCBI's taxonomy places the organism in Eukaryota, Fungi, Ascomycota, Eurotiomycetes, Chaetothyriales, Herpotrichiellaceae. The record is from RefSeq and is a predicted model, not a curated record. Gene Ontology annotation, cellular component: ribonuclease H2 complex. Bases 1 to 252 code for a protein of 83 amino acids.